Molecule: messenger RNA, 975 nt
Organism: Vigna angularis (adzuki bean)
Lineage: Eukaryota; Viridiplantae; Streptophyta; Magnoliopsida; Fabales; Fabaceae
Product: single-stranded DNA-binding protein, mitochondrial
Exons: 4
Coding region: 109-759 (216 amino acids)
Biological process (GO): positive regulation of helicase activity; mitochondrial DNA replication
Cellular component (GO): mitochondrial nucleoid
Molecular function (GO): single-stranded DNA binding
Source: RefSeq, a predicted model, not a curated record
AAAUAAAAGAAAUGUUGAAAGAAAACUUUCAUAAAAAUUAACAAAGGUUUUGGUGUGAAGCUACUAGGGUUUUAGAAGCGAGCAGCAGGAGUAACCAUUACAAAGAAAAUGUCGACUUCCAUGGUCACGCUCUCAAGGACCCUCUAUCGUUCUCUGCUUCGAACCCCUAACACCUAUCACCACCUCCUUCCACUACACUUCUCCACCGAUCUCGUUUCCGACGCGGACGAGGCUGACUCACCACCCGACUCACCACCCGACUCACCGUCCCCCGACCCCGCCCAAGGAGAGCAAAGGAUCGUCGCCGAUCGCCCCUUAGAGAACGGCCUCGACAUUGGCAUCUACAGAGCCAUACUGGUUGGGAAGGCGGGGCAGGUACCGUUCCAGAAGACGCUCAAGAGUGGCACCGUCGUCACUCUUCUCUCCGUCGGUACCGGUGGGAUUCGCAACAAUCGGAGGCCGCUUGAGAACGAGAACCCUAGGGAUUAUGCCAAUCGUUCCGCUAUUCAGUGGCAUCGUGUUUCCAUUUAUCCUCAGAGAUUGGGAACUCUUGUCACCAAACACGUUGUUCCCGGUUCGAUGCUCUAUGUGGAGGGGAACCUCGAGACCAAAGUCUUCACUGACCCGAUCAGUGGACUUGCCCGGCGAAUUCGAGAAGUUGCUGUUCGUCGGAACGGUCGCGUUGUAUUUUUAGGCGAAGGCAGUGAUGUUGAGCAAGAUACACAACAAAAUAAUCUGAAAGCUGUUGGCUAUUACUAACCUAGAUGCUCGAAAGUUAACAUGAAGAAUUUUCAAUUUUGUAAUUAUGUUUUUAUUUUUUACCACAAAGUUGGGAAUUAUUUAGCAGACAUAUUUUUCUGCAUGAAACCCUUGGUUUGGGCGAUUUUUAGUUUCUGUGUGCAAUUUAGAAUUAGGGAGAAUAUUGAAUCUCAGCCUUCCUGAUUAUGCAUGGGGAUGAAGAAUGUCAAUUUCUCU